Liolophura sinensis is the source of this 4757-nucleotide messenger RNA. RefSeq names its product putative elongator complex protein 1. Gene Ontology annotation, molecular function: tRNA binding. Gene Ontology annotation, biological process: tRNA wobble base 5-methoxycarbonylmethyl-2-thiouridinylation. Lineage: Eukaryota; Metazoa; Mollusca; Polyplacophora; Chitonida; Chitonidae. The record is from RefSeq and is a predicted model, not a curated record. Gene Ontology annotation, cellular component: elongator holoenzyme complex; cytosol.
ACUGCUCUUUUCCAAUCGUGUGAACGGGCAACAUAAUAUUGAGACUUCAUGUUGAUCCUGUUCGUCCCAGUAUCGGCUAUCAGUGAAUUGUUUCCGAAUUCCAUUCAAGAGAAGUGAAUGUCUUCGCGUAGACAGCAUCGGUACACAUAUAUGGCUCUCCACAGCUGAGGAAGUCUUUCAACUAGUAGCGUAGUAGAGUAGUUCUUCUCUUUGAUCUUUUAACCUUUCUAAGGCAACAAAGUAAUGAUUUUUUUAUUGAAAUGUUGAACAGGCAAAUACUUUGAUUGAGCAGUUUGUCAGUAUGAGGAAUCUUCAGCUGUUGACCAGCCUGCGUGUUUCUGGAAUCCCACAGUUGUCCCGAGUGCAGGCUAUCAGUGUGGACUAUGACACUGGAAACAUCUACUGUGUUACCGGAACACACAUACAUCUCUUAGAUCCCAAUCUCUCCUCAAUAGUUGACAGCAUUUAUUUAGCUGAUGGAGAAAACAAUUAUCUGCCAGCUGAUGGCUCAGGGUUGGUUGUUGGAGCGGAACAUCUAGCCAGUCAACAGUCACUGUGUGUUGCUAUGGCAACCGGAGAUGUCAUUUUAUGGAGUUGUAUUUUACAGCAGGUAGACAGUGUGGGAAGUGUGGAGACAGGGCUGAGGGCCAUGCAGUGGAGCCCUGACCAGGAAAUCGUAGGCCUUGUCACAGGGAGAGAUACACUGCUGCUGAUGACAAGGGAGUUUGAACCAAUCAUGGAGACGACUCUAAAUCAAACUGAAUUUGGGGAAGCUGUGUUUGUAAAUGUUGGCUGGGGGAAGAAGGAGACUCAGUUCCAUGGAUCUGUGGGAAAAUCAGCAGCCAAAGAGACCCUAAAGGAUGUGAGCACAGCCCUGCCCUGGGAUGACCGCUGUCCACGCCUCAGCUGGAGAGGUGAUGGUCAGUUCUUUGUGACCAGCUCUGUCUGCCAGACCUCAGGUUGUAGACAACUGCGGGUGUGGAGCCGUGAUGGUGUCUUACAGUCGACCUGUGAACAGGCUGAUGGACUGGAGCAACCAUUGGCAUGGAAACCCUCUGGCAGUUGUAUUGUUGCGGCUCAGAAAUCCCCCAACAAACAUAAUGUCAUAUUCUAUGAGAAGAAUGGACUGCGCCAUGGGGAAUUCACCCUUCCAAUGGACAAGGAUUCUGUCAAGGUUUGUGAGGUACUCUGGAACCUUGACUCCAGUAUUCUGAUGGUGUGGUGUGAAGACUUACCACCAGACGGAGCCAAGGCAGAUUUCAUUCCAAGGUCGUACAUUCAGCUGUGGACAAUGGGAAACCAUCACUGGUACCUCAAACAGAACCUUCACUUUAACACAUCCAGGGAAAACACAGUAGUGUCUGUGUUGUGGGACCUGGAACAUGCAUACAGGCUUCAUAUUGCUACAUCUGGAGGAGAAUAUAUGCAGUAUACUUGGUCCUGGGUGACAAAUACGAGUUGGGGAGAAAGCAGUGAGGAUCAAGCAACUGUAGCUGUCAUUGAUGGAGAUAAAGUACUGAUUACACCAAUGAAACGGAUGGUAGUCCCGCCUCCCAUGUCUGCAUAUGAACUUCAGCUGCCAUGUGCUGUCAAUCAAGUGAUGUUUGCCCCGCCUCCCUUCACAAAUGACAUGGCCGUUGUCCUAGUGGAUGGCCGCAUAGCUGUGUAUAGAUUAAAGUCAGGUGACAGUCACCUCAGGGAAGGGACUAAGGCCACUGGGGCAGGGGGACCUGGGUUUGUGGUCUGCUGUGAUGUUCUCAAGUUGGAUCAUGUUUAUAGCAUAGAAGAGCUUCCUAAGAACACUGCUGUUUAUCCCAUGUCUUUCACCCACUUCUCUUGGAUCAUGCAAGCUGUGUGUUGUUCUGUGGUACCACUGUGGAGGGGCAGUUCAUGUUAUACCAGACUGAGUUUACAGGACAAACAUAGACAUCUCACUGUGGAGUCCAGUAUUGAGAUGGAGGGGAGAGUAUUAAACAUGGCUACUGCCCCUGCAGGGGAGACCGUGGUCAUUCAGCUGACAGAUGGCAGCCUUCUCAGAUAUCAGUCAUCGUCUGGGAGCGUCCUGCCCUGGGAGAGCCUAGACGGAGAAGAGGUUCGUUUCCCACAGCCCUGCACACAGAUCCUCAUCUCUGAGAUAGGGGAACAGGAUGUGGUGUUGGGACUUACACCUACCCACCGCCUUUAUGUCAACAAUAUUGAGGUGGCUUCAAACUGUACCUCGUUUGCCGUCCAUGAGAAGUUCCUUCUGCUGACCACUCUCACCCAUACCUGUAGAUGUAUAUCACGUAACACACCUGUACAUGCCUUGGCCAGGUUGUCUGAUGAAAAAGCUCAUCCAUUUGAUGAAAGCAUUCGUCGUGUAGAGAGAGGCUCACGGAUUGUCACGGUUGUGCACAGUGACACGAAGCUGGUGUUACAGAUGCCGCGCGGGAAUCUGGAGACGAUUCACCCGCGCGCUCUUGUGUUAGCUGCCGUGCGGACGGCUCUAGACAGGUUGGAAUACCACACAGCAUUUACGUUGAUGAGAAAUCACCGCAUCAACCUCAAUCUGAUCUAUGAUCACAACCCACAAAUGUUCCUAAAAAAUGUUACAAAGUUUCUGCAACAAAUUUCCAAAGUGACAUAUAUCAACAUUUUCCUCACAGAACUUCGAGAGGAGGACAGUACAGUGACCAUGUAUAGAGCUGACUACAGCAGCCAAUCCUGCCCUGGCCAGUCAACACGCCCAGAUGACCAGCCCUCAAAAGUGGACACGGCCUGCGAUGCCAUUAGAGCUGCCUUAAAAGACCUGGAUGAAAACAAAUACAUCAUGUCCAUCCUGACAACAUAUGUGAAGAAAAGCUCACCUGAGUUAGAAGAAGCCCUGAAACUAAUCAGGGUUCUGAAAGGUCAGAAGCAGAAAGCUGAAGGUGUAAGCGCCGAGGAAGCCCUGAAGUACCUGCUGUUCCUGGUGGAUGUUAAUGAGCUGUACAAUGUAGCUCUGGGGUCGUACGACUAUGACCUGGUGCUCAUGGUUGCUGAGAAGUCGCAGAAGGAUCCUAAAGAAUAUUUGCCGUUUUUGGCCAAUCUGAGACGUCUAGAAGAGAACUACCAGAGGUACACUAUUGACAGACACCUGAAAAGAUACAAGAAGGCUCUCCAGCAUAUUGCUAAAUGCCCUGAUCAGUUCAAUGAGUGCCUGAGUCUGGUGAGUGAACAGAAGCUGUACAGAGAUGCCCUGCAGAUCUUCCCCAGACAGUCCCAGCAAUAUAAGACUAUCGCAGAUGUGUUUGGGGAACAUCUGAUGGAGAAAAAGAAGUAUGAGGAGGCGGGACUUGUAUUUAUGAAGGCGGAGUCAUGGCCCUCUGCACUCCAGGCCUUUGAGAAAUGUCUUAAUUGGAGGCAGGCCCUAUGCAUGGCAGCCAUUUUGGAUUACUCAGCAGAAAACCUUCAUGACCUCUCACUCAGACUGGCCACGGCGCUGAAGGCAAAACAAGAGGCCAAUGCUGCAGCCAUCCUUUUCGAGCAGUAUGUUGGGGAUAUUGAGGAAGCCAUCACAGUUCUGAUUGAUGGUCAAAUGUGGGAGGAAGCCUUAAGACAGAUGUACAAAUAUAAACGAACAGACUUUAUAGACACCACCCUGAAGCCUUCACUAUGUGAGAGACACAACCAGCAGGUGGCAACACUUGACGGUCUGAGAACGGAGUUUGAGCGGCACAGAUCCCGUCUAAAUGUGGUCCGAGAGAAGAAGGAGAGAUCACAGAUUGAAUAUAUGGAGGGCGAGGGCCAUGCUGAUGCUGACUUGUUUUCUGACGCCAGCAGUGCUGCAGGAGAGAGUGUCCAGUCCUCGAGAUUGACCACUGAUAGCCAGCGGUCAACCGUCAUGAGUCGCUCAACCGGACGGUCUUCUCGUAAUAGACGGAAGCUAGAAAGAAAAAAGUGGAGUUUGAAGGAAGGCAGUCAGCAUGAAGAUUUAGCCCUGCUAGAAGCUCUGUCUAAUAUUGUCACACUAGUGAAGAACCUAAGAGAGGAGAUAACCCCACUUCUGAAGAUGUUGGUUCAAUUCUGGCAAGAGGAUGAGGCUCGAGAAUUACAGCACAAAUAUGAAGAUUUUUUAAAGGUCAUUGAGAAGUCAAUCCCUGAAAUCUGGAUCCAAGAGGAAGAAUCGGAUAAAAAUGCUGUCAUUGGACCAGAAGCCACUGCUAAUAAGAUAGCUGAAGCCAUGAGGUCAGGGCGUCAACUGAAGUGCACAAGCGAAGAAGAUUUGCUGGUGAAAACUCGUCCUGUGUUUUCUACGGACAGUAAAUGGAAGCUUGGAAUACUGGAGACGUGAUCCUAUUUAUUGAAGUAUGAUGUCUUUGAUUCAUGUAUCGUAUUUAUCUAUACAUCUGUUAAGUAUCAUUACAUUUGCUGUCCCAUUCCGAAAUAAAUAAAAAUUUCCUCAUACUAGAUCUUAUGUUAUUUUUUAUCUUGUUGUAGCAUCUUAAAAUGCUGUUCAAACACAGAACAUUCUGAAAACAAAUAAAUCUUGUGAAAGUGAAUAAUACCUCAGGCAUUCAGUAAAUAUGACUCAAUAUCCUUGGCAAUCUCUGGAUGAGAGUGUCUGAUAUUACCUUCAUCUGUGACUCUGACAGUACCCAGGACAUUCAGUGGACGUGACUUUGACAAUACCAAGGACAUUCAGUGGACGUGACUCUGUGACAAUGCAAAUGACAUUCAGUUAAUGUGACUUUCUGACAAUACUUAGUACAUUCAGUAGAUGUGACUCUAUGACAAUA